CCCAUGAACAUCACCGCGGACGACAUAUCUUGAAAUUGCGCCGCAGCCAUGGCCGUGAUAGAUGUGUCAUCGCAGAGGAGUGCUCUCCUGAACGACGCGAUCGUUCUGGAGCAUCUACCAACCGAAAUCCUAGAGGUUAUAAGAAAUCACACGGCCUCAAACCUCCUCGACGCCAUCGCAGAGGCUGCUCUCAUCCCCCAACUUACAGAUCGAAUUUUCAUCCACUUUGAGAAUGUCUUUCCCGACAUCUGCGCUCGUUGGCUCCUCAACCCCAGAAAUCAAACCAACAACGGACCCGUACUUGCUUCUCUUGCAAGGAUACUGUCAUUCGCACCGUAUUUAUCCGAGUUCAUACAACAUGUCAUGAGAGAGGACUUGACAAAGACGCCACCCCAGGGACUCCAGGCGCUGAACCUCCGAUUCCCCGACCUCACUACUUUCACUCCCGCUCAAGAUCCCGAACUCUUGCGGUUAUUGUUGGCGGCAUGGCGGCUGGUCUGUUUCGACCAGAGGACUUACGGUAUCCUGGUCUCGCCAACUCACAUGCAAGCUCUCUUCACGCAUGAGAGCCGCGCCGUCAGGUACUUGGCGAUCCGAAUAUUUAGCCAGCUUCUCCGCGCAGCCGACUCGAAACUGGAAGCUCUCAUCCACGAGCAUGUCGGGUCGAAGGAGGCCAUCCUCGCUGACUUUGAUGGGCGCGAAGUAGACUAUGGGUUUCUGAGUCUGUAUGAAGAUGCACGCGUCAAGAAGGUCGCGGCGCUGCGCCGUGAGCUUCGCACUGCCGCGUCCCAGAGCAAUCAAAUCCAUCCUGUCCCACCGCAAACUCUGACCCCCUUCGUUGCGUGCUACGGCAGAACAAUACUGCCGCGACCGUCCGGACCGGUCGAGAAGAACUCGUCCCUUGUGCAGACGUCCACUACCAUCCAAAACCUCGAGGCCCUGGCCGGUCUCCUGAAGAAUUCAAGUCCGAUUCUGCUGCACGGCCUUCCCGGCUCUGGAAAGACCUCGCUGGUCCACGAAGUUGCCAAGGAGUUCGGCAAGCAUUCCGAGAUGGUGACAUUACACAUCAAUGAGCAGACAGACGCCAAGAUGCUCAUCGGGCUCUACUCGACGGACUCGAAGCCGGGUACCUUCUCGUGGAGAGCCGGUGUUCUGACGACUGCCGUCAGAGAAGGCCGCUGGGUUCUCAUCGAAGACUUGGACAGAGCGCCGAACGAAGUCAUCAGCACGCUCUUGCCCCUGGUCGAGCGAGGCGAGCUUCUCAUCCCGAGCAGGGGUGAAAGGAUCAAGGCCGCCAACGGAUUCCGCCUUUUCGGCACUGUGAGAAGCUCCCGGGGCAUGCAUGGCAGGGAAACGCUUCCAAAUCUCCUCGGCAUGCGCUUCUGGCAGCUUCUUUCCGUGCAUACACCCACGGAGACCGAGUUACAGGACAUCAUCGUCGGGUCCUACCCCAUCCUCCACAAGUUCGCCCCGGGAAUCCUUGCUGUUUACCGGCGCUUGUCAAAGCCGACUUCCGGAAACAUGCCUUUCUCCUCCAGCCGUGGCAUGGCUGACCGCCAGACUAGUUUGCGGGAUCUCCUACGAUGGUGCAGACGCCUUAAGGCUACGCUUUCUGCAGCAGGAUGCAGCACCGGCGAGGAGCCCAUCACUGAUACUACCCGAAACUGGAUGUUCAUGGAGGCCGUCGACUGCUUUGUCGCGGGCAUUCCGGACGCGCAAGUCAAGCGACACCUAACCUUUGGCAUUGCCGAGGAGAUGCAUAUGGCGAAGGAGCUAGUAGAGUAUCACUUUGAUCAUUACGUCCCGCACCUCGAGCAAAGCGAUAGCCAGUUCAAGAUCGGCCGCACGGCCCUGCGCAAGCGAAAAGAGCGCGUGAACAAGGCUGCUCUCACCAAGAGGCCCUUUGCUAGUACCACGCAUGCCAAGAAAUUGCUGGAGCAGACGGCUGUUGCCGUGAACCUGGCCGAGCCCGUCCUGCUUGUUGGCGAGACCGGUAUCGGAAAGACGACGGUCGUCCAGCAGCUGGCGGACACCUUGGGCCACAAAUUGGUUGCCAUAAAUUUGUCCCAACAGAGUGAAGCCGGUGACCUGCUCGGUGGCUUCAAGCCCGUCAACGUCAGAAGCCUGGCUGUUCCCCUGAAGGAGGAGUUUGAAGACCUAUUCUCUGCAACCGGAAUCUCGACAACGAAGAACCAGAAGUACCUCGAGCAGCUCGGAAAGUGUUUCGCCAAGGGCCAGUGGGCGAAGGCUGUCAAGCUGUGGCGCGAAGCGCCCAAGAUGUUCAGGAAGAUUAUCGAGGAGUUGACACGGCGAGAGAGGGAGCAGAGCCAGGCGCGCGACGAGGCAGGCCAGCCGACGAAACGGCGCAAGACCGAAUCCAAGCUUCAGACCCUUCUUGAGCUCAGUCCCAGGUGGGAUCAGUUUUCCCGCAGCCUCGACCAGUUCGAGGUCCAGCUGUCCGGCGGCUCGACAGCGUUCGCCUUCUCGUUCGUCGAGGGCAACAUCAUCAAGGCCGCCCGAAACGGUGACUGGGUGCUCCUUGACGAGAUCAACCUUGCUUCGCCAGACACGCUGGAGAGCAUUGCAGACCUGUUGACGGGCCCCGUCGAGACUCCUUCCAUCCUGCUGUCUGAGACCGGCGAAAUCGAAAGGAUCAGAGCCCACCCGAACUUCCGCAUCUUUGGUGCCAUGAACCCGGCAACAGAUGUGGGCAAGCGCGACCUCCCCAUCGGCAUUCGAUCUCGGUUUACCGAAAUCUACGUCGACAGCCCGGACAAGGACAAGAACGACCUGAUCACCAUUGUCAAGACAUACCUGAAAAAUAGCAGCAUCAAAGAUGAAGCCGCAACGAGCGAUAUCGCGGCGCUGUAUAUGAACACCAAGAGCUACGCCGAGCGGAAGGAGAUUGUUGACGGGGCCAACGAGGUGCCGCAUUUCAGCCUUCGCACCCUGACCCGCGUCUUGACUUACGUGAGCUAUAUUGCUCCUUUCUAUGGCAUUCGCCGUUCUUUGUACGAGGGCUUCUCCAUGGGCUUUCUCACCCUUCUUGACAGAGAAUCAGAAAAGCUGAUCAUGCCAUUGAUUGAACACCAUUUGUUUGGGCGCAUCCCAAAUCCCCAGUCUCUCCUCUCGCAACCACCAAAACAGCCUGACGAUGGCAAGCAGUAUGUACGGUUCCGCAAUAAGGCAAAGGACCGCCAUUACUGGCUUGCCCAGGGAGAGGAGACCCCAAAGGAGCGAACAGACUACAUCAUCACACCCUAUGUGGAGCGGAACCUUCUUAACCUCGUCCGCGCCACAUCUACUCGUCGAUUCCCCAUUCUAAUUCAAGGGCCAACGUCAGCAGGAAAGACGAGUAUGAUUGAGUACCUGGCAAACUUCACUGGCAACAAGUUUGUGCGCAUCAACAACCACGAACACACCGAUCUGCAGGAAUAUCUGGGCACGUAUGUAUCGGACUCUACAGGAAGGCUUCGUUUCCAAGAGGGGUUGCUCGUGCAAGCCAUGCGCCAAGGCCACUGGAUCGUUCUUGAUGAGCUGAACCUUGCUCCGACCGAUGUGCUCGAAGCAUUGAACCGACUCCUUGACGACAACCGAGAGCUUCUGAUUCCAGAGACGCAAGAGGUUGUGAGACCGCACGAAAACUUCAUGCUGUUCGCGACCCAGAACCCCCCCGGUUUGUACGGCGGCCGAAAGGUGCUUUCGCGUGCGUUUCGCAACCGUUUCUUGGAGCUGCACUUUGACGACAUCCCUGAAGACGAACUGGAGUACAUCCUGCAGAACAGAAGCGUCAACACCGCGCCCUCGGACUGCAAGCGGAUCGUGACGGUGUACAAGGAGCUCUCCCGCCUCCGCCAAACAAGUCGACUGUUCGAGCAGAAAGACAGUUUCGCCACGCUUCGCGAUCUGUUCCGAUGGGCUUUGCGAGAGGCAGACACUCGCGAACAGAUUGCCGUCAACGGAUUCAUGCUCCUUGCGGAGCGUGUACGAGUUGAGGAGGAACGCACCGCUGUUAGAGAGGUCAUUGAGAGUGUCUUCAAGGUUAAGAUCGACCCGGAAGUUCUCUACACCGCCAAGUCAUCCCCGGUUUUGAGCAAGCUUCAGGGAAUGCCCAACAACCAUGGUGUGGUGUGGACCCGAGCCAUGCGUCGUCUCUAUGUUUUGGUUCACGCUGCCAUCCGCAAUAACGAACCUGUCCUUCUUGUGGGCGAGACUGGAUGCGGCAAAACCACCGUCUGUCAGAUCUUGGGAGAUGUCCUCGAAAAGGAACUGCACAUUGUCAACGCCCACCAGAAUACCGAAACUGGCGAUCUUAUCGGUUCUCAGAGGCCGGUGAGAAACCGCGGGGCGAUUGCAGAAACGCUGAAGACCGAUUUGGCUGCCCUCCUUGGGACCCUUGGCGAAGAUUCAACGGGCUCAUUGGACGACCUGCUGCAAAGAUACCACGCCCUUCCGGCAGAGACGCUGACCAAAGUCGACAUCACCACGCAGGAAAAGAUGGCACUUCUGGAGGCCAAGAGCAAGGCCUUGUUUGAGUGGUCGGACGGAAGUCUCGUCCACGCUAUGAAGGCCGGCCAAUUCUUCCUGCUCGACGAAAUCUCCCUUGCCGACGACUCUGUGUUGGAACGUCUCAACUCAGUCCUUGAGCCUCAGAGAUCUCUCCUCCUCGCAGAGAAGGGUAUCGAUAACUCGUUUGUCACCGCAGCAGAUGGAUUCCAGUUCUUCGCCACCAUGAACCCAGGCGGCGACUUUGGCAAAAAGGAGCUGUCUCCGGCGUUGAGAAACCGUUUUACCGAGAUCUGGGUUCCGGCCAUGUCCGAGAUGGACGACAUGCUUGACAUUGUCCUCUCGAAACUUGACCCAGCCUUCAAGUCCUACGGCAAGCCUGUGGUGCAAUUCGCCCAUUGGUUUGGACAGGUUUUCAGGUCGUCUUCUUCUACGGCCUUCUCGAUUCGUGAUAUCCUAAUCUGGGUCAGCUUUAUCAAUCUCUGCGGACCCGCAUCACCCCAGUUCGCCGUGGUUCAUGGUGCAGCGACCGUCUUCAUCGACAGCUUGGGCGCCAACCCUUCGGCUUUACUGGCCAUGGACCCCAAAGCGCUCGAUUCACAGAGGCAGAAGUGUCUCGACAGGCUUAGCGAGCUCCUUGGGUAUGAUACUGCGGCCAUUUACCGGGCACAGCCCGAGGUCACCUUGACUGAAGACAGACUUUCCAUCGGCGAGUUCGGUCUGCCCCGAGCAGCAGCCCGCUCGACGGACCCCAGCUUCGCGUUCAACGCCCCGACCACAAGACUCAACGCUAUGCGAGUGAUGCGCUCUCUUCAAAUGCGAAAGCCCAUUUUGCUGGAGGGAAGUCCUGGUGUUGGCAAAACCACCCUUGUUGCCGCUCUGGCUCGCGUAUGCGGCCGACCCCUGACUCGAAUCAACUUAUCGGACCAGACUGAUCUGAUGGAUUUGUUCGGUACGGAUAUGCCCGUCGAGGGCGCCGAGGCUGGCAACUUUGCCUGGCGCGAUGCUCCCUUCCUUCAGGCCAUGCAAAACGGCGAGUGGGUGUUGCUCGAUGAGAUGAACCUGGCUUCCCAGUCGGUGCUCGAAGGUCUCAAUGCCUGUCUUGAUCAUCGCGGUGAGGUUUACAUCUCCGAGCUGGACCAGGUAUUCAAGAGACAUCCGGAUUUCAGACUAUUUGCCGCGCAGAACCCCCAUCACCAGGGAGGUGGCCGAAAGGGUCUCCCCAGCUCCUUUGUGAACAGAUUCAUCGUCGUUUACGCCGACGUCUUCACGGCGGAGGACCUUCUCCUCAUUGCGCAGCAUAACUUCCCAAACAUCCCCACCGAUAUUGUCAGCGGCGUCAUCCAGUUUAUCUCUCUCCUGGAUCACCAGGUUGCGAUUGAGAAGGCUUUUGGCUCCCACGGGAGCCCCUGGGAGUUCAAUCUGAGAGACAUCCUACGAUGGUUGCAUCUGUUGGCGACAAAGGAUCCUCUGCUGGCCACUGGAAAGCCCGACGACUUCCUCGACCUCAUUAUUCGCCAACGUUUCCGAUCUGCUACGGACCGCGAGGAAGUAAACAAGCUCUUUACCCAGGUCUUUUCGAGGGCUCCGGAAAGCCACAGCUUGUAUCAUGAUACCAACGCGGCUUUCUCUCAAGUCGGCAUCGCGCUGCUUCCCAGAAACCUGACAUCGCAGCCAUUGGCCCUUCCUGGCAUCGACAUUGUGCCUCGACUUCCGGAAAUCGAGUCACUCAUGAUCUGCAUCAAGCAAGACAUCCCGUGCAUCCUCAGUGGCCCGUCUGGCAGCGGAAAGUCGGUACUCCUUGAGCACGUCGCUGCUCUCGUUGGCAAGCCUCUUGUUGUCUUCCCUCUCAACGCAGACAUCGAUACGAUGGACUUGGUCGGUGGCUUUGAGCAGUCGGAUCCUUUCCGCGAGGUGAAUGCCUCUUUAAGGGAGCUCUAUGAGGGCCUCCAGACUACAAUUUUGACCCGAGUGCCCAGCCAAGUUCCCCCACAGGCACUUACCUUAUUGUAUCUCCUGGAGACGUAUCGUGGGGACACUAAUGGCCUGCCGGCCAUCACGGCCGCAGUCGAAGAAGUUCUGUCUGAAAUUUCGAGAGAGUCUGAGAUUGGUGCCCUCCUUUCCAAUGCCCACGCUGCCUUGCAAAAGCCGUUGACUGUCAGCAACCCCCGCUUCGAGUGGCUCGACGGAGUCAUCGUGAAAGCUCUCGAGACUGGUCAAUGGCUGGUCUUGGACAACGCCAACCUGUGCAAUGCUUCCGUUUUAGACAGGCUCAACUCUCUGCUGGAGCCCAACGGCUUUUUGAGCAUCAAUGAACACUGCGGUCCUAAUGGAGAGCCCAGAAUCAUCAGGCCUCAUCCGGAGUUUCGAAUCUUCUUGACAGUUGACCCGCGCUACGGGGAGCUGUCGCGAGCUAUGAGAAACAGAGCUGCCGAGAUUCAUCUCAGCGAGUGGCAGCCACAGGGUCUCGAAGGAUUCACCUCGAGCGUCUACGUGGAAAGCAGCCUCCAGAGAUUCUCUUUGUCCACAAAGAUCUCCACCUUAGUCUUGAGCGAGAACGACUCCUCGGACGUGAGCAGCGCAACGGUCGUGAACCUGUCGCUUCGCGACACCGGCCUCAUGGAAAGAUUUUCUCAAUCCCUUCAUCGCGGCUUGACUGACCUCAAUCCGUCUGGACUUGAGAGGUACCAAGGGAGCCUCAACGAGCACCUUAGGUUCCUGGAUGCAGCAGAGACGGCCGGUCUUCGCCAGUCUAUUUCGCAACUAUACGCCGCUCUCCCUGGGGCCAGCUCGGGUCUCGGCGACGCUCAGCCCCUGAACCCGCUUCACAACGCUUCUAUGGUGCGCGUUCUGCGCCAGAGCAAGAACGAGUUACCUUUCUGGCUUUCAGCCUCCUACGAGUUCCUCUUGGAGACUCAGCGAUGCCAAGCUGCGAUUACCACACAGGCCAACAAGGCAAAGGCAACAAAGCUCGCCUCGUUGAAUCGCCUCCAACGAUCUAUCGUCUCAGACCGCGUUGCACCUGUCGCGAAGGACUCCACAGUCAGAGUGUCAAAGUUUCUUUCGAGGACUCUUCAAGUCAUCAGAACCUUCAUCCAAGGCAAUCUCACAACUUGCCAAGGCUGGAAAGAGCGCGCUCGCGUGAUUCGGAAAAUGCUGGACUUCUGGUGGCGAACCCUCAGCCUUACCACCGAAGACCAUUUUGAGGAAGCACGAUUCCAAGCGCAUCUUGUGCAUGGUGUUGAGUCUGCUCAGGCACUCCUUUCGCCUACCACGGAAGCCAUCAACAAGCAGCUCGCCGAUCGUUACCUUCAGACUGUAGAAGAAGACUUCACAACCGGAUUCCGUCUGACAACUGGUUUGAGCAUGGAGAUCAUGUGGAAGCAAAUCAAGCCGCUCCCUAUCAGGAACGAAGAAGCUCUCUCCAAGAGCCAAGAGAUCGAGCAGCUCGGCAAGCGUCUUGACGAGCUCAAGUGGAAGGUCAAGGCAUCCAUUGCCGAUCUAGCUAGAGCCAUGACAACUCUCGUCAAGGCCGAUGGGAUUGUACGAACCACCGACUUCGACGUCACCGAGCUCAUCCAAGAUCUUACCAAGGAGAUCGAGCUUUUGGAAUCCAAUAUUGGCUCGGAGUCCAGCGAGGUCAGACCGUUCUUCGCAGCAGCGUUCGAGACUUUGAGACAGGCUUCCGUGUUAAGAUCCCAGGCCAUCGAGUAUUUCGAGGGCUUGCCAUACAGCGCCAACGAGACGGACCUUUUGGUUUUGUCGAACCAGCAAACUAUUGACCAGAUUCGCCUCGGCAGCUUCGGAGCUAAGGAGGCUCGUUCCUUGACCAUCGGCCUGCUUGCUUCUCAGGACCCUGCUACUCAUGUCUGGAACGGCAAGUUCGCCACGUCUCUGCUAUCAAGACUCAACUCUCUUCACGCGACAAGUCUGCGCUCACUCGGACUCCUUGAGACCGAACUGCCUGCCCUGGGUCGAUCCGUCGCGGCGCUGGCGCCGGCGUUCCAGAAGAACCACGUCGUUGCCCUCAAUGCAGUUCUCAAGAAGCUUGUCACAACUGCGUUUGCAGUCCACGGCAGUGAGCAAGAGGAUAUCGUCCGUGCAAUCUAUGACAGGGUUAUUCACGAGUUUGAAGGCACCGAGGUCGCGCCUCUGCAGAUACAGCAGCUGGCCGCCCAGUUUGAGGGCAGCAUUCCUAGCGUUUGGCCUGUCCAUCUGUCCCAGAUCGCCAAGCAGCACUUGCUUCCAGCUACGGUUGCCCUUGCUGUGUCCGAUAAGAUUGAGCGCAACAGUCACGCAAACAACGAAGCAGCCAGCGCCCGCGCUGUCGCUGCUUGCUCUGCAGUCGCAUGGGUCGAAUUCUCGAUCGGCGCGAUCAAGCUUUACGUGCCGGACAAAUCUUUCGAUCCUCAAUUGCGGCCGCAAUUCGAAAAGGACGUCCAUGACGAACUGACGAAGGGACUGGAACACAAACUCUCAUCACUUUUGGACUUUGAGACUCGCUUCACCGGCCAGACCAAGUCCCUUCGCAUACAACUUGUGCAAGAAGAUAUCGAAGGACUCGGUCCUGCGCCGGCACCGACGCAGCUGCUUUACAGACCCGCUCGAUCAGAACUCGCCAAUGUUCAGACAUCUUUCAACAACGUCCUGGCCACCAUCAUUGGACAAGAGCUGUCAGCCCAUCACACAGCAUUUGCCUUGUCAGGCUCUACCGAUGCCGCGCAGGUGAUCAACCUCGUCAAGCAGAACUUGACUCACAUGGUUGACCGCUUGGCAAACCGUGACCACCGGGCGAACCAUCUUGAUGCCUACCAAGACAUGACACGGCCUCUCGUCAACCUCAUUGGCUGUCUUCAGCUUGGUCUGUCGCUGAGCGAUGGACUGGAGUCCAUCGAACACCACGUUGCGGACCGGACUCUCAUGGACCUAACACCCUUCGUUGGUGGCAAUCCCGAACACCAUGUCCUCAAGAAGUUCCCGAACAGGAGUUUGGAGUUCCUCGACUACGCUGGACUGGUCGCAUCUGUCGAAGGGCUGACAAACUUGAACGCCAGCGUCCGCGAAGCAUUGUUCGAGUGCGUCCACAGGUUCUUCCAAGAAUGGACCAAGAGGCUCGAGGAGGAUCGCAAAGCCGAAGAGGCCCGAACAAAUCUCUACCGUUUCAAGGGCAGCUUCGAAGACGAGGAAGAGAUGGACGAGCAAGAGUUUAACGAACUCUUCCCCACGUACGACGAGGAACAGGAAGAGAAGCCCGCCAUCGGACGUCAGAAGGUUCGUGACGUGUCGGUUAGGUUGGCGGAGUCGCAUCGCAAGGUCUUCCUGGAACACCCGACCCCAUCUGAGGCACUCAAGGAGGUUUGCAAGAAAGUCGGCAAUGGAAUCGCACAGGAGCUCGCGCAUAAGUCUGCGGUUCACCAGGGUGUGAACAUCAGAGUGCUCCCCCUUGCGCUUUGGUCAGUCGAUGAACAGAUGACGACGCUCAACGCGAACAUCGUCGGCACCACCUAUAACUUCUACACCGAAUCGAACCUUCCUGAGGUUCGCCGUCUGAUUCAGCUCGUUGACAAGGUGGAGGCUCGCUUCCGUGACUUGCAACAAGUGGACGAGAUCGGCCACAUGCAGCCUUUGGCAGAUGUGCGAGCCGCUUGCGAGCAGCUCCUCGACCUCACUCACACCGAGCCCCUAGCCAAGAUUCUGCCCAAGCUGGAGCAUCUCCACGGCAUCGUCUACGAGUGGCAGCACGGAGGCUACGCCCCGGCCAUCUAUGGAGCGCCUGCUCUUUACACCUCUUUGACAGACACCAUCAUCAACUGGCGACGCCUGGAGCUGUCGACCUGGGCCAAGCUGUUCGACAUGGAGACUCAGAAAUGCUCGGAAGAUGCUGACUCGUGGUUCUUCAUCGCUUACCAAAUACUUAUCGCCGUGCCUCUGUCCCUCGUGGACUCCAACGAGCUGAAGGACUACGCUGUGAAUCUGGUGAGGGAGCUCGAGACAUAUUUCUCCACUGCAAUCAUCGGGCAAUUCUCUGCACGCCUCAGACUGUUGAGACAGUUGCAGAAGCACCUGCAGCUGCUCACCGUCGACUACCCCUCUUUGACUGUCGUCUCCGACGCAGCAAUAAACUUCAUCGACUUCCACUCCCGCUUCGAGAAGGUUGCCAAGGAGGCAAUUGCCAAGGGAAGAGCGCCGUUCGAGAAGACGAUGAAGGAGGUUGUCCUGCUGGCCAGCUGGAAGGAUACCAACAUCAAUGCUUUGCGUGAGAGCGCUCGCAAGUCUCAUUUGAAACUGUUCAGACUUGUUCGGAAGUUCCGCGCCGUCCUUGGUCAGCCGAUGAAGCCCAUACUGGAGCAAGGCAUCCCCGACGAAGAGGUUCCCAUCACUCAGAGUUCUGAUACUCAAGGCAAGGCCGAUCUCAAGGUGGACCCCACGGCCAUCUCGGCCUGCAACAAGGGCUUGCCUAGCUGGUUGGCUCAGCACAAGCGUCUGUCAAACUCCUCAAAGACGCUUGUCAUAAUGGCCAACGUUGCUUCCAAGUUAGACCAGAGCUCUCUCAAUGCUACGCAGGAGAUUCUCUCGUAUGUCGAAGAGGUCAACACUUCCAUUGCGGAAUUGCGCAAGGAGACUCCUGGCACCUUGACCGAUGAGAACAAGGACCAAGUCAAGCACCUCAAGAUGCGCAAGCGCAAGCUCUUUGCGGACGUUCUGAAGAUGAUGAGGCAGAUGGGCUUCCGUUACAACCUUGGAACCGAGGAGCUGGCCAAGCAAGAAUCCCUUGCGGUCGUCCUGGCAGGCAUGCCUGCCUCUCACGUCGAGAACAGCAUCAACGACGCCGCCGAGUACUACUUCCACAAGGUAGUUGACAUCGCGCCCAAGGUGAGAGCCUCCAUCCACGAAUACUCGGAGGAACUCACCGGUGCCGAGAUGUCUCGAAGCACCGGUUUUAUGGAGGGCAUGUUGGCUGUCAUCCUGGGCCAGCACAGCUCUCUGUCUGCCGCUCGUGAUGCCAUCGCCUCUCUUGACCGAGUCAUUGCCUCAGUCCAGAGCUUGAGCGGUACAGCUGUCGGGCGCAACACGAACGGCAUCCGGCCGAGCGUCACCGUAAAUUGGAUGAAACCAAUCCUGGACUUUGGAAUCAAGAUUGUGGAAAUCCACGGCAAGCUGGCUUCUGUCAACAACCAACCCGUGUUGAGCCACCUGCAGAACACCUUGCAGGAAGCCGAUGCUUUGUCAAAGGAAUGGUCCUCUUUGGCUUCGAUCCCCGACAAGUUCAAAACCAAAGAGCACGAAGCCCUGCGGAAGCGCUCGUUGCUUGCAGAGGAGAACUUCAAGACUCUGCUCCCUGGUCUUGGCCGCUCGGAUCUAGACUUCGUCCUGAAGCAGAUUACAAGCUGGUUCAGCGUCGAGAUCGCUCAGGGAGAUGACGAGUCUCACGGCUCUGACAGUACCGCCCAGAAGUUCAAGAACUCGAUCUCCAGUCUUUGCGACACUGUGCUUGUCGCGGUCCAAGAGUACAAGAAGGCUAUGGCUGACCUGCCGAGCUCAGCUGAAGAUUCCGGCUGGCUCGCAAAGACCUCUGCCGUCCGCAGCUCCGGUCUCGGCGCACUCUAUAUCAACGCGAUCGUGAGCAAGGUCGAGGCGUGUCUCUCCGCCUUGGAGAGUGUUGACCUGGAAAAGUCCAACAUGGGCACAGUCACUUCAGCCCUCUUCUCCAUUGUUCUUCCUAUACUCCAGCAAUAUGCUCUCAUCUGCCGCCAAAGCUUCUCUCAGCUCCAUAGUUUGCAUGCUGCAACCGGCCACAUGGCUUACCAUCUGGCGCGAACUUUCGUCCAGCUUGCUGCCAAGGGCUUCUGCUCCCCACAAGAGAAGCAGGGCGAGGAGUCUGGAGAAUCCGGCAAACUUGAGUCCGGAACCGGCCUGGGUGAUGGCGAUGGAGCGGAGGAUAUCAGCAAAGAUAUCCAGCCUGAUGAGGACCUGUCUGAACUUGCCCAGGAGCCGAAUAAAGAAAAAGACGGCGAGAUGGAAGACGAGAAAGAUGCUGUCGACAUGGCGGACGAGGAGCUCGAGGGAGAGAUGGGGAGCGUGGGUGGUGAAGAAGACGAGGAAGAGAAGUCGGACGGAGAAGGCGAAGAUGGCAAGGAGGAGAACGAGAUGGACGAAGAAGUCGGCGAUGUCGACGACCUCGAUCCCACCGCCGUUGACGAAAAGAUGUGGGAUGGAGACAACGAAGAGGCAGAAAAGGAUCAGCAGGGCGACAAGGCCAAGGGGCAGAAGAAGGAUGAGCAGAUGGCCGCUGAUGCUGACGCCAACGCCGAAGACAACAAGGCAGAGGAUGAUGAUGAGCAGCAGGUCGAUCAAGAAGACGAGGAAAUGGAGGAGGAAGAGCCCGGCCCGGAGCAAGAAGACGCGAAGUUCGAGGAUGACCAAGUUAAGCAAGAUCAGAAUGUGGACGAGAAUGACGCCCUGGCGAUGCCAGAGGAGAUGGACUUUAACUUUGACGAGGAGGGAGAGGACGUGGAUUCCGAGGACGACGAGCUGGACAAACUGUCAGACAUCGAAAAGGAAGAACCUCAACAGCAGCAAGAGUCCGACGUAGAGGAUGGAGAGGAUGAGACGCAGCGACCCGACGAGAAGGGCCCCGAAGAAGACGAGGAGGAAGAAAAAGAGGAGGAGUCUCCUGAGGAGGAUGUUGCGGGCGAGCCCGAGGUCGACUUGGAGCCCAAGGCAGAGGAGGAAGAACAGCCCAAUCAGCCCGAGGAGCCGGACAACCGCGUGGAACCCCCCCGGGACGAUGCCAACGCCGACGCGAACGCUGCGCCGAGCGAUGUCAAGGGUGGCGGCCAAGAUCAAGACGCCGAGGAUAUGGACGCUGAGAACGACUUCAACACCAACGCCGCACAGAGAGAUGACGGAGACGCGGGUGAUGGGUCGGCGGAGCAGCAAACCAGCGCCGGGAAGAAGGGCCAACUUUCGCGAUCCGACGACCAAGCGCAACCCACCGACCAGGACCAUGAUGACGUGCCUGAGAACAGCAGACAGGAUCCCUUCAAGAAGCUUGGUGAUGCCCUCGAGCGUUGGCACCGCCAGCAAAACGACAUCAAGGACCCCGAGAAGCAGCAGGACGAGGGAGAGCAGAAGCAGUCCCAGGACGUCGAUGCGGAACUCGGUGCCCGUGAGUUCCAGCACCUCCAGGACGACGAGACUGCAGCCGAUGCCCAGGCGAUGGGCAAUGCCUCCGAAGACCAGGUGCAGCCUAUUGACGAGUCGAUGGCCAUCGACGAAGAGAAAGAAGAUCCCCAGAGCCGCGUCAUGCCUGACGACGAGGAUGUGGAAAUGGGCCAGGAUCCCGACACGAUGGACACCACCGAGGCCCCUGACGCCCAGGAGAAGGACACCAGCGCCGACAAGGACGACGGCCGGUCGGGUGUCAAGACACGCCAGGGCGCCUUCGACCGCGAAGUCUCGCCCUCGGAGGACGAGGUCCAACGAGCCGAAGAUGAGUCGGACGAGGAGGAGCAGGUCAUUGAGGAAACCUCUACACAGCUCUCUACGACGCACAUCAGCGACGACCAGCUGCCCCUCCGCGACUUCUCCGAGUCUCUGCAGUCCUGGACGGCGUUCCAGUCUAAGACGCACCCGCUCUCCCUCUCCCUCACCUCCCAGCUCCGCCUCAUCCUCACCCCCUCCCAGUCCACCAAGCUCUCGGGCUCCUACCGCACGGGCAAGCGCCUCAACAUCAAGAAGAUCAUCCCCUACAUCGCCUCGAGCUACAAGCGCGACAAGAUCUGGAUGCGGCGCGCCAUCCCCACGAAGCGCAGCUACCAGAUCCUCCUCUGCGUAGACGACUCCCGCAGUAUGGGCGAGUCGAGCUCCGGCACGCUCGCCCUCGAGUCCCUCGUCAUGGUCUCGCGCGCGCUGACGAUGCUGGAGGUCGGCCAGGUGGGCGUCCUCGGCUUCGGCGCCGACACAUUCAUGGCGCACGACUUUGCCGAGCCGUUCGCCUCCCACGACGCCGGGGCCAAGGUCCUGCAGCACUUCAACUUCCAGCAGGACCGCACCGACAUGGCGCUGCUGGUGCGCCGCACCAUCGACCACUUCCGCGCCGCGCGCCUGCAGAACCCGGCCCGCGGCGCCGAGGACCUGUGGCAGCUCGCCCUGAUCCUCUCGGACGGCCUGACCCCAUCGUCGCAGCACGGGCCCAUCCGCCGCCUGCUCCGCGAGGCCAUGGAGGAGCGCAUCAUGGUCGUCUUCAUCGUCAUGGACGACACGGGCAACAAGAAGGGCGACAGCGUGCUGGACCUCAAGGAGGCCAAGUUCGUCAAGGACGAGACCGGCAACAGCCGCGUCGUCAUCGAGAGGUACCUCGACACCUUCCCCUUCCAGUACUACCUCAUCGUGCACAACCUCGAGGACCUGCCCACUGCCCUGGCCGGCUUGCUGAGGACAUGGUUCGCUGAGGUCAACUCAUAAAGAGCGAGACGGAACAACGGCGCAAGAGUUUGACGGAGCGAGAAAGAAAGAAGAGGGGGGGGGGGGUUCAUGAGGGUUUGUUUGGUUUUCAUAGAGGCAAAAAAACUCAUUAUCGUUAGUUGUUUCUGUGCAGGACUGGAGUUUGCGGAUCGAUGCGUGCAUGUAAUUAAUUCAAGAACAAAAUUAGAGGGGGGCGUUGAAAAGUGGAAAAUUAUAGAUUUGAACCUAAAGGAAACUUCCUUUUGUUUUCUUAGAAAAA
Colletotrichum navitas is the source of this 15232-nucleotide messenger RNA. RefSeq names its product ATPase. The record is from RefSeq and is a predicted model, not a curated record. Lineage: Eukaryota; Fungi; Ascomycota; Sordariomycetes; Glomerellales; Glomerellaceae. Gene Ontology annotation, cellular component: nucleus; preribosome, large subunit precursor. Gene Ontology annotation, biological process: ribosomal large subunit assembly; carbohydrate metabolic process; ribosomal large subunit export from nucleus. The coding region runs from base 49 to 14973 and encodes 4974 amino acids. The transcript has 2 exons. Gene Ontology annotation, molecular function: aldehyde-lyase activity; zinc ion binding; ATP hydrolysis activity.